CCUGUCAGACACUCAGAUUACACAUACACGGAACAGAGAUACAGCAGAAAAUGGCAGAAGUAGCUCCAGCUCCGGCUGCCGCGCCGCCCAAAGUAGCCAAGAAGAAGGGAACCACACCGAGGAAGCCCGGUCCCAGCGUCAGCGAGCUCAUCCUGAAAAUUGUGGCCGCGUCUAAGGAGCGAAACGGUGUGUCUGCAGCCGCCCUCAAGAAGGCUCUGGCUGCCGGAGGCUACGAUGUGGAGAAGAACAAGUCCCGCGUCAGGACCGCCAUCAAGGCUCUGGUGGCUAAGGGCUCUCUGGUCCAGACCAAAGGGACCGGGGCCUCCGGCUCCUUCAAGAUGAGCAAGAAGGCUGCCGAACCUAAGAAGGUCAAGAAGCCGGCCAAGAAAGCCGCUCCUAAAGUCAAGAAGCCCGCAGCGGCCACAAAGGCCAAGACAACAGCAGCUAAGAAGCCAGCAGCUCCUAAGAAGUCUCCCAAGAAGGCAAAGAAACCCACAGCGGGCAAGAAAGUAGCCAAGAGCCCCAAGAAGGGAUCCAAAAAGACUAUUGAGAAAGUUACCAAAAAGACCACUGCAGCCAAGAAAGCACCUGUAGCCAAGAAACCUGCAGCUAAGAAAUCUCCUGCAAAGAAAGCUGCCAAGCCAAAAGCAAAGAAAGCAGCAGCCAAGAAGAAGUAAACUGUCAAAAGUUAUUCCAACAAACAACAAAGGCUCUUUUAAGAGCCACCCACACCAUCCUCAAAGAGCAUGUCCUUUCUUCUUUAUAUUGAGUGCAGGUGUAUUGACAUCUUAAAUAUCUGGCGCAAGUGGAAAGAAAAGGGAAACACAGAAUUGUUUAUAACAGGCUAUUAUUUAUUUGUAACUUAAAAUAGGCUAUAACUCACAAUAUAACUCACAAGAGAAGCAGCCAUAGCCGGUGUUUCUCCUGACCAUAGAGCUACCAAGUCAUUAAAGUCGGAUGUAUAUUACAGAUUUUUUUUCUUUAACCAUGUCAUGUAUGAAUGGAUUUUGUUGUAGUUGUAUGAUGCUGUAGAGUUGAAUCACAACUGUCCUCACUUAAACAAAUUUUGUGAUGAAUGUCAUAGUAAAUAAGCACAAGAAUAGGCAUAUAAUAAAAUCAACAGUAAAGAUUAGUGAACGUGAUCACUCAUUUUAUUGAAAACAAAAAGUGAUCAACCAGUCAUAAAAGAAGAAAAAAGCAAUCAUAAUCAGUGGUGUAAUUGUUACUCAUAGCUCCAAACAACAUAACACAGUAAACAUGAUCUUAAUUUAUUGAAAUAAUCGUGAUGAUCCAGUGAUGAAUGUGCCAGGAAGAAAUACGAUUCUCCAAUCUAACCUUAACUCUCAAUAUUAGAGAUUAAACUGUAGUGAAAAAGCAAAAAAUAAUGAGAAAAGUUUCAUGCUCAAUGACAUUUAAGUUAAGGCUGUUGUUUAAGUCUUUUGUUUAUGGUUUUUGAUCUAUAGAUGUGAAUGUCAGGGUAACUAACCACUACGAAAGCUGAGCCGUAGUUUGCAUCAGUGCUAAAGAUUCUUCAGAUAUAUAGUGUUGUAAAGAUGUACAGCAGAUGUCAGCAGGAGACACAUAAUUAUUGAGAUAUUAGGCUAUAAAACAGACUCAAAGUGCAAGUGCAACUCAUUUGGAAAAAAUAUAUAUAAUAUAGUAUGAAAAUAUUCAGUCAAAGCCAAAAUGUCAUGACAUCCAUGUCAAAUUUGGUCCCCACAUCAGAUGUUACAUCUCAUUUAUCAGGAACCAGAUAUCUUUAAUGUCACAAUUGAGAGCUGCUGUUCUUCUGGAUGUUGAUGCUGGUAAAUUCUAACAUAUACAAGAGGAACACAGACUGUGUUCAGUGAUUUAGGUGGGACAUGACUGCAUCUUCUUGAUAUUGUAGGCCUACAGACUAGUUUUCCUUCAAGACAUGUGACCAAAAAUAAAUAA
Epinephelus moara (kelp grouper) is the source of this 1935-nucleotide messenger RNA. Its product is annotated as histone H1-like. The coding region runs from base 51 to 677 and encodes 208 amino acids. NCBI's taxonomy places the organism in Eukaryota, Metazoa, Chordata, Actinopteri, Perciformes, Serranidae. Gene Ontology annotation, cellular component: nucleosome. Gene Ontology annotation, biological process: nucleosome assembly. Gene Ontology annotation, molecular function: structural constituent of chromatin; DNA binding. The record is from RefSeq and is a predicted model, not a curated record. The transcript has a single exon.